AUGCUUGAUAUAAUAAUUGAUAUGCGAUUUGAAAAGUACCAUUUUAAGGAAUCGUUAGGUUCAGUACUGGAUGUCAAACUAAUACCUAUGGAAUCUACUCAAGCACAAGUGGAUGCAUUGAUCUGCUUACUCAAGACGAAAAAUCACUGGGUUGGGCCAAUGACUGACGCUCUCAUCAGAAAUGGACAGGCACCCGUAGCAAAGAUGCUUCUACAGAUGCAACAGACCAGUACCGCUUGA
Molecule: messenger RNA, 240 nt
Organism: Strongylus vulgaris
Lineage: Eukaryota; Metazoa; Nematoda; Chromadorea; Rhabditida; Strongylidae
Source: the annotation of a GenBank genome assembly